AUGUGUCUGUUUGUGUGUCUGCAGAUCCACAAGAAGGACAGCAAGCUGUCUGUGUUAUUGAAGGAGUUAACAGAGGUUAGAAAGAACUUCUCUGACUGUAAAAAAGAGUUCCUCAGUAGAGAGUCUGCAUUGGCAAAACAGCAGGAGGAGACGGCUCAGCUGAGAUCCAAGAUGGAGGACUGUUCCAGUCAAUGUUCAGCUCUGAACAGGGAGAAAGAGAGACUGGAGACAAACCUCACACUUACUAACCAGAAACACUGCACCGCACAAGGAGAGGUGAGCAGUAGAGACCAGGUGAUUCUACAGUUGAGGAUAGAGCUGAGUAAAGCGGAGCAGAAGUAUCAAGGGACACAGGAGGAGCUGGCCAUGCUGGAGGCUGAGGUCAGCCGUCUGAACCAGAAGGUUAAGGGUCAACAGGAAGAUGCAUGUCUUCUCAGGCAGAUGGUCAGAGAGGGGGAGGGGCUUAGAGACCAGGAAGUGAUGGAACGACAACAGAUACAGAACGCACUCUGUAUCGCACACCAACAGGUGAAGUCCCAGACCAUGUCUAUAGAGCAGCUAACAUCUGAUCUAGACUCAAUGAAACAAAACCACACAGCUGACACGGAGCGCUGGAGCCACAGGCACUUCCUGCUCAGCAGCCAAUUAGAGCAGGCCUCCUCUGAGCUAAGCCAAGCCCAGGCUGAGGUCAGAGAGCACGGGUCAGAGGUCACAGACCUGAGGGGAAAGCUCCAACUGGCAGAGGAGGGAUACCAGGAGGCUCUGGAGAAGGUUGAAGUGGCUAAAGGGUUGGAAAACACACGAGACACUGAGAUAGAGCUUCUGAGACAACAACUGACGGACCUCAAGGAGGACCUGAGUGAAACCACGUCCAGGACUCAGGGCCAGGAGGAGAAGGCGGCCAUCUUUAAACAGAAGUACUGCGUUGCCAUGGAGAAGAUGCAGCAGCUCCAGGGACACAUAKAGUGUGUGGAGGAGGAGCUCAGAUACACACAACAACAGCUGACUGAAUUCAAGGCAGCGGUAGACAGGGUUAAGGCGGAGCUUACAGAGCUGGAAGGGCGCUACGAAGAAAAACUUGGCCAAUGGGAGCGCUCAGAGGAAGCCCUGGACCAACUGACUGACGAGCUGCAGGCCAAUCAGAUGGCUCUGAGGGAGGGGCGGGAGAGAGUGGAACAGUGUGAAGGAACCAUACAACAUCUACAGCAAGAGGUGGACACACAGAAAACUCAGACCAUCCAGGGGCAGGAUGUCUUGCUCCAGCAAGUUGAGGAGGACCUGAAGGAAACCAAGCUGCUCCUUCAGAGGAGAACCAAGGAUCUGAAGGAGGAGAAAGACUGGGUGCAGAGGCUCAGAAAGGAGGCGCAGGAGCAGAGAGAGGAGGAACACAGACUUGGUGAGGAGGCCAGGGAGAUGCUAAAGAGGAGAUGCAGGGAGCUGGAAGAAGAGAAAGAGGAGGUGAAGAGGAGAACCAGGGAGCUGGAGGAAGAGAAAGAAGAGGUGAAGAGGAGAACCAGGGAACUGGUUGAAGAGAAAGAGGAGUCGGUCUGCCAGUGGGGUCCAUGGGGGCUGCGCUGGGGCUGCCUGCGCUGGGGCUGCUCUGGGGACGGGGUUGGUCGGGAGCUUGAGGAAAUGCUCAUAAUUUGUCGUAUUGAUCGAGUAACCACGGCAGCCAGUCUCUAUUGA
Salvelinus sp. IW2-2015 is the source of this 1686-nucleotide messenger RNA. Its product is annotated as golgin subfamily A member 6-like protein 24. The record is from RefSeq and is a predicted model, not a curated record. Lineage: Eukaryota; Metazoa; Chordata; Actinopteri; Salmoniformes; Salmonidae. Gene Ontology annotation, biological process: spermatogenesis.